This is a messenger RNA of Malaclemys terrapin pileata, 7044 nucleotides long. It is a transcript of the gene ASAP3, whose product is annotated as ArfGAP with SH3 domain, ankyrin repeat and PH domain 3. The record is from RefSeq and is a predicted model, not a curated record. Gene Ontology annotation, biological process: cell migration; positive regulation of GTPase activity. Gene Ontology annotation, molecular function: protein binding; GTPase activator activity. Gene Ontology annotation, cellular component: cytoplasm; focal adhesion. NCBI's taxonomy places the organism in Eukaryota, Metazoa, Chordata, Testudines, Emydidae. The coding region runs from base 200 to 3250 and encodes 1016 amino acids. The transcript is spliced from 26 exons.
GCAAGCGAGCUCCUGGGCGUCUCUAGUCAAUUGCGCAGAGAGCGCAGCAGCUGCGAUGGGAAAUUGACCAAAGUGGUGCAAGACUCUCUCUCUGCCCGUCCCGUGCCCCCCUGUUCUGCCCCUCAGUCCUUCUCGCCCGUUCCCUUUGCCAGCGGAUGAGUUUCCAGUCACCCCCGGUCGCAGGGCAACAUCCCCCAACAUGCCUGAGCAGAUCAGCGUCUCGGAGUUCCUGGCGGUGACUUCUGAAGACCUGAACUCCCCGGCGGCUUCUACCUUCUCCUCCAAAAUGCAGAAGUGCAGGGGGGCAGUGGCGGUGCUGGAAGAGAGCCUGGACGGUGACCAAGCAAUCCUCCAGAGGAUAAGGAAAUAUGUGAAAGCCAUUCAUGUCUCCGGGCUCACACACGUCGAGAACGAGGAGCAGUACAGCGAAUCUCUGGAGAACUUCGGCAACAACCACCUGUCCCAGAACAAUCACGAGCUUUCCACCGGCUUCCUGAACCUGGCGGUCUUCACCAGAGAAGUGACCGCGCUCUUCAAGAACCUGGUGCAGAAUCUGAACAACAUCGUUUCCUUCCCCCUGGAGAGCCUGUUGAAGGGGCAGCUGAAAGAUGGCCGGCUGGAUUACAAGAAGCAGAUUGAGAAGGCCUGGAAGGAUUAUGAGACCAAAGUAGCAAAGAUCGAAAAGGAGAAGGAGCGAGCCCGGAUAGCGGGACUCAUCCAGGCGGAGCCGUCGCCAGCGGAGAUCGCCGAGGAGACGCAGAAGGAGCGCCGGAUGUUCCAGCUUCAGAUGUGCGAGUACCUGCUGAAAGCUAACGAGAGCCAGACGAAGCAAGGUCCGGACUUCUUGCAGAGCCUGAUCAAGUUUUUCCAUGCGCAACAUAAUUUCUUCCAAGAUGGCUGGAAGGCUGCACAGAAUCUUUACCCUUUCAUUGAGAAACUCGCCGCAUCUUUACAUGCACUGCACCAGGCCCAGGAGGAGGAGGUGAAAGAGCUCACUCAGAUCCGUGACUCCCUCCGAGGCAUCCUGCAGCUGGAGAACAAAGAGGAAAACCUGCUCAGGAAGAACUCUGGCAGCGGCUACAGCAUCCACCAGCACCAAGGGAACAAGCAGUACGGGACGGAAAAGUCGGGCUUUCUGUGCAAGAAAAGCGACGGAAUCCGGAAAGUGUGGCAGAAGAGGAAGUGUGGCGUGAAGUAUGGCUGCCUCACCAUCUCGCACAGCACGAUCAACCGGCCUCCCGUGAAGCUGAACCUGCUGACCUGCCAAGUGAGACCUCACCCGGAGGAAAAGAAGUGCUUCGACCUUGUGACACAUAACCGGACGUACCACUUCCAGGCUGAGGAUGAACAAGAGUGUGUUGUCUGGGUGUCCGUGCUCCAGAACAGCAAGGAUGAAGCUCUCAGCAACGCCUUCAAGGGUGACCCGAGCGGCUGUGCGGCCUCCGCCGGGGGCGUGACAGACGCUGGCCUGCAGGAGCUCACCAAGCUGGUCAUUGGCGAGGUGAAGGGCAUGCCAGGCAACAAGCAGUGCUGUGACUGCGGGGCCCCAGAUCCCACGUGGCUCUCCAUCAACCUGGGCAUCCUGACGUGUAUUGAGUGCUCGGGCAUUCACCGGGAGCUGGGGGUGCACUAUUCCCGCAUACAGUCCCUGACCCUGGACGUUCUCAGCACCUCCGAACUGCUGCUGGCGGUCAGUAUCGGAAAUGCCCGGUUUAACGAAAUCAUGGAGGCCACGCUGCCGGCGCAGGGGAAUCUGAAGCCUUCGUCAAGCAGCGAUAUGAGCGCCAGGAAAGAAUAUAUCGUGGCCAAAUACAUGGAGCGCAAGUAUGUCCAGAAAGCCGGCAGGGAUGAGCCGCACCGGCUCUGGGAAGCCAUUCGCAACCGGGAUCUCUUUGCCUUGUUACAAGCCUUUGCGGAGGGGCACGAACUAGCAAAACCCCUGGCUAGCCCCGACAGCCAGGACCAGGGUGAGUUGGCUCUUCACCUGGCUGUGCGUUAUGCAGACAAGUCCUCCCUCCCGCUGGUGGACUUCAUCAUUCAGAAUGGGGGGAACGUGGACAAGGCAACUCCGGAUGGGAACACGGCUCUGCACUACAGUGCUCAGUACAACCAGCCCAACUGCCUCAAGCUGCUGCUGAAAGGGAAAGCUGCCAUAAACACAGUGAAUGCAGCAAGCGAGACGGCCCUGGACGUAGCAAGGAGGCACAAACACCUCGAGUGCGAAGAGCUGCUUGAGCAGGCACAGGCCGGGAAGCUAAACCUGCAGGUGCACUUGGAGUACAACUGGGAGGCCUCUCAGGAAUACGCCUACGACAGCGAGGAGGAGCUGGAGGAGAAGCUGAGCCCGCUGCAGCGAUCCUUCAAGUCCACGUCGUCCCCAACUACGGGCCAGCCCGCCCUCGUCCCCCAGAACCGGUGGAGCUGCAUUGGCAUGGACAUCAGCAACAAGACCUACGAGACCAUCCUGGUCCCCUCGCGGCCCAUCCAGCGGCGGUCACAGAGCGAGGAGAUCCCCCCACCGCUGCCCAUCAAAAACCCAACCAGAGGUGGCUCCAGAACCAAACCGGGGCAGAGCCCAGCAGAUCGCCCAGAGCUCCCGCGUCAGGCCUCCGAGCCCCAGUUCUCUGCGUCGUCAGAGGCACCUGCCUGCCGACACCUGUCCACAUCCAGCGCUCCCAGCACCUUGGACGGCUGUGCUUCCCGGCCGCCGUCCACCUCUCGAAGCCCCCCGGAAGCCAGACGCACAGUCUACUGGGAAACCCGCUCAGAGACCGAGAGUGGCAGCCAGCGGAGGACGUCGGAGACCAAUCAGACAACAGCCCAGCAGCCUGCCGCUGGGACGUCGCCGGAACAGGGGCAGAUAACCCCAGUCAAGUUCAGCUCAGAAAGCACCCGGUCUUACCGGCGGAUCAGCGGCGGCUCGGUGGGGAAAUCCUCCGGCUUGGCCAUCUCCCCGCAAAGCUCGGGCUGCCCCGAGGACUUGCCUUCCAGCAAGGCGCCGAGUCCAGUACAGAACACUCCCCCUGUACCCAUGCCCAGGAGGUUUGCUCCGGCCAAGGUGAGGCAGAAGAGGGCGAUGGCUCUGGUGGACUGCAAGGGGGAGAGGGCCCGGGAGCUGACCUUCUCCAAGGGCGAGGUGAUCGUGGUGACCCGGGAGGAGGAUGAGCAGACCUGGGUCGGAUUCAUUGAAGGAGAUGGCUCCAGGACGGGCGUCUUCCCUGCCAGCUCCGUCCACCUCUUGCAAGAGUGACCGGCUGGUUUUUCCUUUCCCCUCGGAGCCGGCGCGAGCUCUCGGCGAGCGGGUGGGGGGCAGGGCUGAGCGCUCGCUGCCCCACCACCAAGGUGUCAGGACUUUGUGCUCAAGCCGCUCCACAAGGGGAUCACAGGAGCAGAGGCCUGUUUCUUGCUUCCCUUCCCACCCUCCAGUCUGGACCUUGAGGGUAAUGGACGCUAGGGCAUGUACUGUGUUGAGGAUUUGGAACAGGGGCUUGGGUGGAAUCAACAUCCCCCACCCUCCCACCAUGUGCUGGUCCAUUUAGCCUCUUCACCGAGACUAGUUCCUUUUCCUGGAUGGAGAGGCGGCCGGGCAUCCCACCCACCCAUCGUACCAGGACCAGUGUCUGUCUCUACACCCCCGGCUAGGCCAGCUCACCCCAGUCUUGCAGCUCACUGGAUGAGCGGGACAACGGGAUUCAUCGUCUUUGCUGCCUCAGUCAGGGGGAAGCGGAUCAACGGGGAAGGCUUGAGGCUCUGGUGGAAUUUGCAACCUCCUCCUGCAGAGUUGGGGAGGGGCAGAUCUGCCGAUAGGAAAUGGACAGAGGACGGACAGCCUGUUGCACCUGCUCUCCGAUCUGCACGCCUCGGCUUCUGCCAUUUGUCUGCUCCAUAACUUUUGUGGGCUCUGUGGGGUCGUCUCCUCCUCAGGGCAGGGGUAGGGUUAUGGCUGGGCCAGGGAAGGGGGUCUGUUUGGAGCCUGGAUGCCUCUCAUCACGUUCCCCCGGGAUCAAAGUGGGAGCUGGGAGUUCCAGCACUCCAAUACUGGGCAAGGGGUAGGGGCCGGGCGACGCUCCACUGGCCUCAAAUGUCUGUAUUGAAGGAAAGAAAGGGGGAGGCAGAUCCCAAACUUUGUGUUCUUCUUCCCAGGCCAGGAGAAGGCCGCCAGCCCCUUGUGGGUGACUAGGAACAGUCGCCACGUGGCCAUGCAAGGCGCACUGCUCGCCCUGUUAUUUCCUAGGUAUACAUGGCAGGACGUGGCCCAUCAAGUCCCGAUGUCCGGCCUCAUGCCCCCGCCAACGCCGGGCAUCUCUCCUGGCCUCCCCCUCUCCCCACAAUCCCCCCAGCCAAUGAACAAUGCUGCGCAAGGGGGAAAGGGGGGAUUACCCUACACCUCGGAGACAUACAGGAGUCUUUCUCUGCCUAAUCCUGGCAUAACUGGCCCAGGCCGAUAACGGCUGAUAAGGGGAGGAUAAAAAGCAAGUCUCCUAGUGCUGCGUGUGUUAUCCUAGAAAUUAGAGAUGGGGAAGCCAGAUUAAGCCAUCCAGACUGUUCCCUCCCCCACCAGGGGGGUGCGCUUGGACAGGGGGGCUCACUACAACGGAUCCUCCAGUGGUGUUUCCAUUGAUUCAAGUGCUGCUCUUUCCCAUGGGCUGCUCUUUGAUGUCAGAGAGUUGUCUCCGGACACUGCCUAAAUUCCCCCUUUUGCGCCACUUCAUCCCAUUCUCUCCUGCCUCCUCCUCCAGAAACAACCCCCCUCCACCCUUAGCACUGGCACAGGGCUGGCUGACUGCCCCUGGUAUGCCUCAAGGUGUUCACCGUCCCUGCCUUUUAAUAACAACAACGAACGCCUAACGCUUUUCAUCGGUCAGUCUCAAAGCACUGUACAGAGGAGGUAGACUUCAUAGAAUAUCAGGGUUGGAAGAGACUUCAGGAGGUCAUCUAGUCCAAUCCCCAGACAGGUUUUUGCCCCAGAUCCCUAAGUGACCCCCUCGAGGAUUGAACUCACAGCCCUGGGUUUAGCAGGCCAAUGCUCAAACCACUAAGCUUGAGUAGCAUCAUCCCUGUUUUACAGAUGGGGAAACUGAGGCACACAGCAGGAGUAGUGAUUUACCCAAGGUCAUCCAGCAGUGAAUUCUGUUCAUGUGUUUCCUGGACUGCUCUGAACCCUCAGGUUCCGCUUAUUUAAAAGUAAUUGAGACAGUUGCUUUUUGGCCUGUCAUUCUGAAUCUCUGCGUUUCCCCAUCUGCAUAAUUUGCAGGUACCAUUGACGACCGCCCUAGCUCAGCACGCAACUAGCAUGAUACCUGGCCAUUCAAUAGGGCUGCUGCUUGCAUGCCUGAAAUGAUUUUUUUAAUAGCAUUUAAGCCCGGAAAGGAAUCCUAGAAUAUCAGGGUAGGCAGGGACCUCAGGAGAUCAUCUAGUCCAACCCCCUGCUCAAAGCAGGACCAAUCCCCAACUAAAUCAUCCCAGCCAAGGCUUUGUUAAGCCUGACUUUAAAAACCUCUAAGGAAGGAGAUUCCACCAUUUCCCUAGGUAACCCAUUCCAGUGCUUCACCACCCUCCUAGUGAAAAGGUUUUUCCUAGUAUCCAAAAAGGACCAUUAGAUCAUCUACUCUGAGCUCCUGUGUAUCCCAGGCUGUCAGUUUUCACCCAGCUACUCCUGUGUUGAGCCCAAUAACUAAAGCAUUUCAGUCCUCAGGCACCUAAGCUGACGUGUGCUGCGGGCAGAGAACAGGCAGGACCGAAGUGCCCCAGUGCCCGUGGUGCCCUGCAACGGCAGGGCAUUGGUUAGGUGGGAGAAGUGCUUUAAGUCUUGGCAGGAUCGGGGCCCAGAUCGUCCACUUGAGAAAACCUAGCCCUCGAUGGUUGUUUUUUUAAAAAAGGGGUUAGAAACGGUUCCCUUUUGCAAAUCAAGCGAAGGGGUCAGUAGUGCAGAGGGCUCAUUCUGGGUCAGACCUGACCCACAGACCAAUUUACGCCAAGGGUUUACACACACACCCCCCAAAGCCCCUGUGAAUUGACUGUCGCCCCCUUCAGCUUUUGUUUGUUUCCCGCUUUAGGAGAUGAGUCUCGGUGAAUCUUCUGUCCUAUGGGUUUCAUCACCCUCCUGCUUCACAGAGACCCACCUCUUCUUGGGAGGCCACUCUGUUUCUUUGGCCUCCGAUCCGGCUUUCCAUCCCCUUUCCCUAACAGGAAAAUACUUGAAGGAAAUAAAGGGAGCCAGAUGGAUGCCUUGUCCCUGACCCUAAUAGGAGUCCAGUCCCUGGAUCUCUCCUUGGUCCCCUCGCCUUUGUCUAUAGCAGGGUAGGAUAUCUCUAGGCAGAAAUCCUACAGCAGGAGACUGUGGUGUUCUGAUGGGCACGGAGAAGGAAAAGCUAGUUUGUCAAGUGGCUUUUCCCACCUUCUUCCUAACCCUGAAACUGUGAAAUAUUUUUUUUAUAAAUAGGAAAGAGGUCUCUAUUGGCCCGCCCAUGUAGAGCCGGGCUCGAAUUGGAGGUAGGCCGGGUAGAUUUGGGUCCAGAUUUCAAUCACCCAUAACGCCGGGCAGACUUCAGAUCUGGUUUGGUCUGACCUAGACAGAGGCCAUUGAGUGCAAUGACUAGAAAGAAGGCUCUUGAUGGAGGUGGCUGGACAAGAGAUGGCCCCCUGUGGUUCUCCCGGGGUGCCUAGUCAUUUAGGUGCUGAUGAGGACCCCACCGCCAGAAAUUGUGGCGGGGAAGGGAGAUGAGUGUAAUUUUGGGGCUCAGGCGAGGGCCCAUCUCCGCUUUGAAUGUACAGAUUUUUGUUUUUUUUGCCUCUGGCUCCUUUCCCGUGGGUCUAAUGGUUAUACAGAGACUCAUUCUAGCUCUGUCAGGAAUACAUUUUAAAGGGGGUGGGGUGCUUGUUUGGUUGGCUUCUGCAAUGGUUUACUGGGACCAAUGCUUCUGACCCAUAUGAGCCUCCCUCGUGAUUUGUUGUCCCCUGUGAUCAAGUUGCGUUUUAUAAUUGUCAAUGGGUUUUUAGUGGAAUAGCUCAUCUCAAGAUGGUCUUUUUUUUUAUUUCCCCCCC